CCUCAUUAGCCUAGAGAAGAUACGAGACCCUCGCCCGUCUGUCAUCUGACAACCACAAACAGACAUGUCGGACUUCACAGAGGACCAGAUCAUGGAGUUCAAGGAGGCCUUCCUUCUGUUUGACCGGACGGGUGAGGGGAAGAUCACCUUCAGCCAGUGUGGGGACGUCAUGCGGGCUCUAGGGCAGAACCCCGUCAAUGCUGAGGUGCUCAAGGUCCUGGGAAACCCCAAGUUAGAAGAGAUGAACUCCAAGAUGCUGGAUUUUGAACAAUUCCUGCCCAUGCUCCAGGCCAUCGCUAAGAACAAGGACCAGGGCUCCUUUGAGGACAUCGUGGAGGGUCUGCGUGUCUUUGACAAGGAGGGAAAUGGCACAGUGAUGGGAGCAGAGCUGCGUCAUGUUCUCACUACACUAGGUGAAAAAAUGACAGAGGAGGAGGUGGAGACUCUUUUAGCAGGACAUGAGGAUGCCAAUGGCUGCAUUAACUAUGAAGAACUCGUCCGGAUGGUGAUGAGCGGUUGAGGAUUUCAUAAAUGCGCUUCCAGCUUUAAUUUUAUUCCUGCAUAAUUUUUUGUAUUGUUUGUCUUGUUUUGCCCUUCAUCCACAUCAUCCUACCUCCAACAAGUCCGUCUUUUCUUUUUCUUUUGACAUUUUUAUUUCAUUUCAAAAGUGCCUUUUCUGUCUAAUGUGAAGAAACCCUUUCAUCUCAUCUUUCAAACUGUAUUCAGCCUCGCAGGUACAAUCGGCAGUAGGGUUCCCUCGAAUAUUUCACCUGUUCAAUCUCUGUCAAUCAACCUGUCAGUCUCGUUGUCAACAGCUUUGUUUGUUUGUUCAGGUGGAAAUUACAAUGUGACAUGUUACAACUCAACACAACAGUAUUGAAUAAAAAUCCUUGUUUCCAAAGUGUA
Molecule: messenger RNA, 906 nt
Organism: Centropristis striata (black sea bass)
Lineage: Eukaryota; Metazoa; Chordata; Actinopteri; Perciformes; Serranidae
Gene: myl6
Product: myosin, light chain 6, alkali, smooth muscle and non-muscle
Exons: 6
Coding region: 65-520 (151 amino acids)
Cellular component (GO): myosin II complex
Molecular function (GO): structural constituent of muscle; calcium ion binding
Source: RefSeq, a predicted model, not a curated record